CGAGUAUUUCCACUCAUGUGACUCACCUCCAAACAGGAAGUGAAGUUGGGAGGCGAGUCUUUGCAGGAAAAAAGCAGUGUACUAGUAGUUCACCAUGUGGCGAGCACAAGUAGGAAGCAACGUUGUGGUGGACAACGGUGAUGAUGAUGACUGGGAGACAGACCCCGACUUUGUGAAUGAUGUAAGUGAACAGGAGCAGCGUUGGGGAGCCAAAACCAUCGAGGGAUCCGGGCAUCAUGAGUCCAUAAGCUUGGAUGCGCUGAGGAAAGGUGUGAGUUCCGACCACCAGAAGGUGAAGGAAAAGGAACUGGAGGAAGGUCCGAAAGCCUCGUACGGCUACGGAGGGAAAUUCGGCGUACAGAAGGACAGAAUGGACAAGGUGGCUGUAGGACAUGACCACAUUGAGAAGGUUGAGAAGCACUCCUCGGUCCUGGACGCAGCGAAGGGUUUCGGCGGGAAGUACGGCGUCCAGUCUGACCGCAAGGACAAGUCAGCGGUCGGCUGGGAACAUCAGGAGAAACUGGAGAAACACACGUCACAACAGGACUACUCCAAAGGUUUUGGUGGGAAGUAUGGUGUACAGAAGGACAGGGUGGACAAGUCUGCUGUGGGCUGGGAUCACGUGGAGAAAGUGGACAAACAUGAGUCACAGAAAGACUACUCCAAAGGGUUUGGAGGGAAGUAUGGGGUACAGAAGGAUCAUGUGGACAAGUCUGCUGUAGGCUGGGACCACAUCGAAAAAGUCGACAAACACGAGUCACAGAAAGAUUAUUCUCACGGCUUCGGUGGCAAAUAUGGCGUACAGAAAGACCGCGUGGACAAGUCGGCGCUCGGCUACGAACACCAGGAAAAGUUAGAGAAACACGAAUCGCAGCAAGAUUAUUCCAAGGGAUUCGGGGGGAAGUUUGGUGUACAGAAGGACAGAAUGGACAAAUCUGCCGUGGGCUACGAGGACCAGACCAAACCAGAACUUCACCCGUCACAGACGGACACCAAGAAAGGUUUUGGCGGGAAAUUUGGCGUGGAAACUGACAGGGUGGACCAGUCUGCCCAUGGGUUUGGAGAUGUGGAGAAACCCAGCUCUUCUUACCAGAGAACAAGGCCUGAAGUCCGUGGUGGAGGUGCUGGUAAUCUCAAAGCGAAGUUCGAGAACAUGGCAAAGGCCAAUGAGGAAGAAGCAGCAAAGAGGGUUGCAGAGGAGCGGUCACGUCGCGAAGCCAAGGCCAAGGCAGAAAAGGAGGCUGAACUAAAGAGACUGGAGGCUGAGAAAGCCAAGAGGAAGGAAGAAGAAGCUGCUCGUAGGAGAGCUAUGGAGCAAGAAGAGGCAGAGAGAAAGGCAGCUGUGCCGGAACCAGAACCAACCUACGAAGCAGAGCCCACAUAUGAACAGGAGCCUACAUAUGAGGCAGAACCACAGCAGGAUAUCUAUGAGGCUGAGCCUGAGUCAGACCCUGUGUACGAGCCUCCUCCUGAACUGCCCAGUCGUGGCCCUGCAAAACCAGAACCUGAACAGGUCUAUGAACCAGAACCGGAGCCCACCAGGCCAGCUCAGCCACAGUAUGAAGAAGAGGACGUGUAUCAGGAGGUGGGAGAACAGGAUGAUGCUAAUGACUAUGAGGCCCCACCAGAGGGAGAUGGGGAGACCUACACAGAUGUGGGCAGUCUCAGUAAAGAAAUCACUGCCAUCGCUCUGUAUGACUACCAAGCCGCGGCUGAAGAUGAAAUAUCAUUUGACCCAGAGGAUGUCAUCACCAACAUUGAGAUGAUUGACGAAGGCUGGUGGCGCGGGGAGUGCCACGGACAAGUGGGCCUGUUCCCAGCAAAUUUUGUGGAGAUCCGACAGUAGACCAAGUGUUCUUACCUCCCCUUCUACACAUAACCAUCUCUUGAAUGAGAUAUAAGCUAGAGAUAUGUAAUAUUUCUUUCAAAAAUAUUCUGGUGUCUUUCUAAAAGAAGGGAUGACUCUUUUAGCAAGAGGUUUGAUAUGAUAUAUGAAAUACAGAAAAUCUUAUUAAUAAGGGUAUUCCUUUUUUUUUAAGUACCAACUCAGAAAAACAUUGAUUAAAAGUAGGGCUCAUUUUGUAGAAUCAGAUGU
This is a messenger RNA of Branchiostoma belcheri (Belcher's lancelet), 2095 nucleotides long. RefSeq names its product src substrate cortactin-like. NCBI's taxonomy places the organism in Eukaryota, Metazoa, Chordata, Leptocardii, Amphioxiformes, Branchiostomatidae. The record is from RefSeq and is a predicted model, not a curated record. The transcript has 17 exons. Gene Ontology annotation, molecular function: actin filament binding. Gene Ontology annotation, biological process: regulation of actin filament polymerization. Bases 95 to 1846 code for a protein of 583 amino acids. Gene Ontology annotation, cellular component: cortical actin cytoskeleton; plasma membrane; actin filament.